Suillus paluster is the source of this 1638-nucleotide messenger RNA. RefSeq names its product kinase-like domain-containing protein. The transcript is spliced from 13 exons. The record is from RefSeq and is a predicted model, not a curated record. Lineage: Eukaryota; Fungi; Basidiomycota; Agaricomycetes; Boletales; Suillaceae. Gene Ontology annotation, molecular function: protein kinase activity; zinc ion binding; DNA-binding transcription factor activity, RNA polymerase II-specific. Gene Ontology annotation, biological process: regulation of DNA-templated transcription; protein phosphorylation. The coding region runs from base 1 to 1638 and encodes 545 amino acids.
AUGCAGUUUUCUUACACCUAUCAACCACCUAAUAUUCGCCAAUCCGUGGUCGAGUCGCAGAUCUUAGACAGUAUCGGUCGCUCAAAACGCCAUAGAGAGGAUGACGACGACGACGACGACCAACCUCGAACUAUGAUACCCAAACUACAGGAGUUUCCAGAGCUCGCGAACAAACUGAAACCAUCAGGUGCGUGUGCUCGGUGCAAAAGCUUGAAGGUCCGGUGUGAAUUCAGGGGCGAUAACGAUACCUGCAAACGGUGCACGGGUGCCGCUCAAGAAUGUGUCAUUCCUGGGCGCAAACCACGUCGGACCCUACCCGAACGAGAACACCUUUUGAAUCAGAUUCGUGAACAAGCUGCUCAAAUUCAGGAGCUUAUGGCGCAAACAGGUGUUAUGCAAGGCGGUGGAGCAUCCCAGCAACCCUGGUCACAGUCAGCCUAUCCCAUUCCAAGUUUUGGAAUGAAUCUUGGAUCGGGUAUGCCCAGCGCACAUCAAGGAUUAUUUCCCAACUGGGUGCCAUCCACCCCACCUACCGCUUCCGAUGUCUUUCCCUCCACUCAGCUUACUCCCUCGAUCACCAUCCCAGACUUAACUGGGCUCAUCACCCGAUGCAGCCAAGACCCUCUCUCUGGCGGCACGUACGGAAAUAUUUACAAAUGUAUAUAUCAUGGACCAGGUAGUGAUGUAGAGGUCGCCGUCAAAGCAAUUCGACCGCAAUUCUUCACUGCUGAGGUAUUUCGGAGAGAGCUCGGGAUUUGGAAGAGGUUGCGACAUCGUAAUAUUUUGAAGUUCAUGGGUACUACUUCGGACUUUGGCCCUUCUGUGGCUCUGGUUGCUCCGUGGAUAGUCAACGGCACUCUAACGUCGUUCCUCGAUGAGAAAAACGAAAUUCUCACGCUGCGUGAUCGUCUUCUUCUGCUCUGCGACGUUGCCGCUGGCCUCAACUAUCUUCAUACAUUUAGCCUUACUAUAGACGGACAUACACAUUCCAAUCCAGUCGUCCACGGAGACCUCACUGGUACCAAUGUCCUCAUCGGUAGCGAUGGCACUGCAUAUCUUGCAGACUUUGGCCUUUCGGGAACCUUGACCAAAUUGCCCGGGAUGACGUACCUCGCGAAGAUGAGCUGUCGUCCAGGAGCAGUGAGGUGGACAGCUCCUGAACUUUUUUCUGAGGAAGAAUCAGACUCUGCGAUCACCACUCAGAGUGAUAUUUACUCCUUUGGUGGGAUUAUACUUCAAGUCCUGACGGGAAAAGUGCCCUGGCCCCACUUGAACCGUGAAGCUGCAAUCUUGAGGAAGGUAAUCAUUGAGGGGGAAAUACAUCCUCGUCCAGACGACGAUCGUGUUACCGACCAGCAAUGGAAUUUCAUGACCCGUUGCUGGUCUCAGACACCCACCAAUCGACCCCCCGCCGAAGAAGCACUUCAAUUUAUACCCCUUCGUACAACGACCAUCCGUCUUCAUCCUCCCCCUACUUCAGUUGUUUUUCUUCACCCUCUUUUGGAAUCAGCAAGGAUCAUGGUUGAUCCUUUGUGGCAGGAUACCUUGGUCCCUGGUUUCCAGUGGAUCGGUCAAAUGCAGUUAUACGCCCAAGAUUACCAGAUGUACGAGCCACAGCACUUGGGUUCGAUGUCAUGA